Trichoplax adhaerens is the source of this 1275-nucleotide messenger RNA. RefSeq lists its product as uncharacterized. The coding region runs from base 1 to 1275 and encodes 424 amino acids. Lineage: Eukaryota; Metazoa; Placozoa; Uniplacotomia; Trichoplacea; Trichoplacidae. Gene Ontology annotation, molecular function: G protein-coupled receptor activity. The transcript has 2 exons. The record is from RefSeq and is a predicted model, not a curated record. Gene Ontology annotation, biological process: G protein-coupled receptor signaling pathway. Gene Ontology annotation, cellular component: membrane.
AUGGGCCAUCAAAAUAAUAGCCUUUUCCUCCAAGUCAAAGCAACUCCAACCCCUCCAAGUAUCAUCGGUGUUCAAAAUUGGGAAUUUGUUUGUUUCACAAUAUUAUACAGUAUCACUUUUAUCCUAAGUCUAUUUGGUAAUAGCAUCAUGAUUAUUUCCAUCAUUCGUAAUAAAACGAAAAAUAUGAGAGGCGCUACCAAUUAUUUCAUUGCUAAUUUGGCCUUUUCUGAUCUGUUAAUUGCUAUCUUUGUCAUUCCCUAUCGUUAUAAUGAAUUCAUUUUUAAACGUUGGCAAUUAGGUCGAUUACUAUGCGCUUUGUUGCCAACCAUUGAGAAAUCGCUCUUUACAGUCUCUAUUUUACAAAUAUUAGCUAUUGCUUAUGCACGCCAUCGUAUUGUUGUCUUUCCAUUUAAAAAAGCAUUAACCAAACGGCGUGCUGCUAUUAUUAUAUUCCUAGUAUGGAUCGUAGCUAUUUCAGGAGCUAUCCCAGUUACAGUUAAAAUGCACUAUGACAAUAUUUUCACUACUAAACGAGCACUUUAUUGUGCACCAUGGUGGUCAUUUGCUUAUCAACGUAUAUAUUAUCGUGUCUUGUUCUUUCUCAAUGCUGUUCCCAUGUUUAUUACGUUUGGUAUUUAUGGCCACGUUUACUACGUUAUGAGACGUCGUACCCGACGCAAUAAUAGCAUUAAUUCGCAUAAUCCAGCAACUGCUGCUAGCCAUCGUAGUAUCUUAAAAAUGCUACUAGUAAUGCUAUUAUUAAGUUCAUUGUGUUGGAUACCCUACGGUAGCAUGAUCUUUGUUCUCAGUCUUGUUAUUCUUCGCCAUCCAAAAUUAACAUUGAUAUUAUCAUUUUUAAAAUGGCUUGCAGUCUUUAACUGCUGUCAUAAUCCAUUUGUAUGCUGGAUAUUUAGCCAGAAUUAUCGCCAAGAAAUGAUUUACGUCAUAACAUGCGAUAAGCGAAUAUCUGUAUUUGAUCGUCGGAGACCUGAUCGGUUUACCACUUCUGCCAGUACUCAAAGUAAAAGUAUAAUGUUGUCUAGCCAACGAAGUAAAUCAGGUAGUUUUAAACUUUCACGCCGUACAUUAUCGUUUUUUGGAAGCUUUCGUCGUCAAUCAAAUCAGCAAAAUAAAAGUAAUAACGAUGCUAAUGGUAAUCAACAGCAAAUUCCUUCCAGACAAGUUCAAAAACCCCUUCAAAAUCUGACUAAUUGCUUAAGUUCUCCAUUAAUGCAAAGUAAGGAAGCUAUGGGUAAUUUAACUUAUACUAGGUAA